AUGACCAAGGGUGACGAACGCCCGCAGGAGGGGAUCGAGGUCCCUGUCGAGCAGGGAAUUGAGCUAGCUCCGACCAAGGAUAAGGAGAUUGACAUGGGAGAGUACAAGAGCAAGCAAGAUAUCUCACAUGUCGAGAAGGUUCUUUCCGGUGAUGAUCUUGGAAAAGACAACAUGGAUAUCACCCGUGUGGACAAGGAGAUUCAAGCCUAUGCCGCCCACGGUCAGGUAGAAAUCAAUGAGGAGACUAACAAACGUUUAAAAAAAUUGAUCGAUCGAAGGGUUCUUGUUAUCAUGAUCAUCACAUAUUUCCUCCAGGCCCUCGACAAAGGAACUAUGUCUUUCUCGGCGAUUAUGGGCAUCAAAAAGGACGCGAAUUUAGAGGAUGGCCAAAAGUACUCCUGGUUGACUACGUGUAUUUACAUCGCUGUCCUCUCUGUCGAAUACCCGACCAAUUGGAUCAUUCAGAGGGUCCCAAUUGGCAAAUACCUGGGGAUCAAUAUCUGUCUUUGGGGCACAAUUCUAGCACUUCACGCAGUGUGCAAAAACUUUACUGGUCUGGUCGUCGUUCGUACCUUGCUGGGUAUCUUUGAAGCAUGCUGUCAGCCCAUUUUCGUGACUCUGUCGUCGAUGUGGUACAAACGCGAGGAACAAGCUGCCACCGUGACAUACUGGUACAUGAUGAAUGGUGCCCAGCAAAUUGUCGGUGGCUUGCUCGCAUACUGCUUCACCCUCAUUGGUGGCGACAAGGCCAUCAAGUCCUGGCAAGCGCUGUUCAUGACAUAUGGAAUCAUCUCCGUCUUUUGGGGUCUUUUUGUUAUUUGGUGGAUGCCCGAUUCGCCUAUGCGUGCGAAGUGCUUCAGUGAGGAAGAUAAGCAUCUGAUGGUUGAGCGACUUCGUUCCAACCAGACAGGUAUCCAAAACAGAAAGUUCCGCGCAUACCAAGUGUGGGAGGCUCUUAGCGACCCUCAAAUGUGGUGCUACUGUGCUGUUCAAAUGUUCACUACUCUCCCCACCAGUGGACUUGGUGCCUUCUUCGGCAUUAUUAUUUCAAGCUUCAAAUUCACAACCUUGCAGACUCAAUUGCUUGCUAUGGUACUCGGUGCUUAUAUCAUUGUGAUUCUGCUGUCAUCGGCAUGGCUUGUGAAGAAGACUGGACAGAACACACUCAUUAUGCUGUGCUUCAUCAUUCCUUCUUUCAUUGGAACCAUCGUUCUGAUUACUGUUGAGAACACUACCUUGUCAACCAAGGUUGGACUUCUCAUCAGCUAUUAUAUCACAAUGUCAUUCUGGUCAGCGCAAACCCUGACGUUGUCAAUGGUGUCUCGAAACAUUGCCGGCGCAACAAAGAAGUCCACUGUCGUCGCUGCAACUUUCAUUUCAUGGGCCACUGGCAACGCCAUUGGUCCCCAAGUGUUCCUCGACUGGGAUGCUCCACGCUACCACAUUGCCUGGAGUGUACACCUGGCCUGCUAUGCGUGCAUGGUUUCUGCUGUAAUUUACCUGCGGUUCCACCUCAAACGCGAGAAUGCCAAAAAGGACAAAAUUUUGGCUGAAGCUGGACUCACUGCGGCCGAUCCUACCCUCAUCCAUGCAUUCGAGGAUAAGACAGAUCGGGAAAACCUUAACUUCCGCUACGUCUACUAG
Penicillium soppii is the source of this 1644-nucleotide messenger RNA. RefSeq lists its product as uncharacterized. Gene Ontology annotation, biological process: transmembrane transport. Gene Ontology annotation, cellular component: membrane. The coding region runs from base 1 to 1644 and encodes 547 amino acids. The transcript is spliced from 5 exons. The record is from RefSeq and is a predicted model, not a curated record. Gene Ontology annotation, molecular function: transmembrane transporter activity. Lineage: Eukaryota; Fungi; Ascomycota; Eurotiomycetes; Eurotiales; Aspergillaceae.